Molecule: messenger RNA, 1053 nt
Organism: Sphenostylis stenocarpa
Lineage: Eukaryota; Viridiplantae; Streptophyta; Magnoliopsida; Fabales; Fabaceae
Source: the annotation of a GenBank genome assembly
AUGGCAACAGCCUCAGAGAACAACACCAACGCCACGCGCCCCCAGCGCCAGGCCAAGAAGAGAGCGGCGGCAGCCAUAUGUGAACUGCUCGGAAACGCCAAGAAGAAGCGCGUCGUUUUGGGAGACCUCACCAAUGUCUCAAACGACGUUGCCGUUUCGGAGAUUCAGAAACGGAAAAAAGUUAAACUCAAGAAAAUCGAUGAAAGAAGCGACCCUCGACUCUGUGGGCCCUACGUUUCUGAUAUAUACGAGUACCUUCGCGCAAUGGAGGUCCUACCAGGGUUUCUUUUUCUGGCUCAGGUUGUUCCUAGUAUGCGACCGUUGCCAGAUUAUGUUCAGAGGGUUCAGAACGAUGUGGAUGGUAACAUGCGCGGUGUUCUGGUGGAUUGGUUGGUUGAGGUUGCAGAAGAGUAUGAACUGGUUUCGGAAACGUUAUACCUUUGUGUGGCUUAUAUAGAUAGGUUUUUAUCUUUGAAUGUAUUGUGCAGACAGAGAUUGCAGUUGCUUGGGGUUGCUGCAAUGCUCAUCGCUUCGAAAUAUGAAGAUAUUAAGCCACCUCAGGUGCAGGACUUGUGCUACAUUACGGAUCAUACAUACUCUAAGGAAGAGAUUGUGAAUAUGGAAGGCGAUAUAUUGAUGGCUUUGAAGUUUGAAUUGGGUGCCCCUACAGUGAAAACAUUCUUGAGGAGAUUUUGUAGAGUUGGUCAAGAGGGUGUUGAUACUUCUGAUCUCCAGUUUGAGUUCCUUAGCUGCUACCUUGCGGAGCUAAGUUUGUUGGAUUAUUAUUGUGUAAAGUUCUUGCCAUCUUUGGUGGCCGCAUCUGUUAUAUUCUUAGCAAGAUUUAUGUUAAGCACAAAGACACAUCCUUGGAAUUCGUCUCUCCACCAACUCACUAGAUAUAAACCUGUUGACUUGAAGGAAUGUAUUCUAAACAUACAUGACUUGUAUCUCAGAAGGAGGGGGCCUUCUUUGCAAGCUGUGAGAGAUAAAUACAAACAGCAUAAGUCUAUGUUAGUAGCACGCUAUAGCAGUGGGGUUGGUGGAACAGGGUAA